UGCAGCGGAAGUGGGAGCCAGUGGACAGCUGUGCGUUGUGUUUCAGUGUUCGGUGGCUACUUGACGCUAGCUGUUAGCCACCGUGCUAAAACGGUGAGAAGCAUAGUGAGUGGGGAAAAUAUACAAACACGCGCACGCAUCGACAGCGACUUGAAGACUUUCGGUCAACUAUGGGCAAAGGCGGAGGUACAUUCGAGAGGCUGCUCGAUAAGGCCACCAGUCAGCUGCUGCUGGAGACCGACUGGGAAUCCAUCCUACAAAUCUGCGAUCUCAUUCGACAGGGAGACACUCAGGCCAAGUAUGCUAUUGGCGCUAUCAAGAAGAAGCUGACUGACAAAAAUCCACAUGUGGCCCUCUAUGCACUUGAGGUCCUGGAGUCAGUGGUUAAGAACUGUGGGCAGACUGUUCAUGAUGAAGUGGCGAGUAAACAAACCAUGGAGGAGCUGAAGGAUCUCAGCAAGAAACAGACGGAACCAAACGUCCGUAGCAAAAUCCUCUACUUGAUCCAAGCCUGGGCCCACGCUUUCCGCAACGAGCCCAAAUACAAAGUGGUGCAAGACACCUAUCAGAUCAUGAAAGUGGAAGGUCACGUGUUCCCUGAGUUUAAGGAGAGUGACGCCAUGUUCUCCGCAGAAAAAGCCCCGGACUGGGUGGACGCUGAGGAAUGCCACCGGUGCAGAGUCCAGUUUGGAGUGAUGACAAGGAAGCACCAUUGCCGAGCCUGUGGCCAGAUCUUCUGCGGCAAGUGUUCCUCCAAGUAUUCCACCAUCCCCAAGUUUGGGAUCGAGAAGGAGGUCCGUGUGUGUGAGCCCUGCUUUGAACAGCUUAACAACAGCCACCCUUCCUCUCCUUCGCUUAGAAAAGCCGAGAUCAAACCGGUGUCCGCCAACGCUGCAGAGCUGCCUCCCGAGUAUCUCACCAGCCCGCUCUCCCAGCAGUCGCAGAUGCCUCCCAAAAGGGACGAGGCGGCUCUGCAGGAGGAGGAGGAGUUGCAGCUGGCCAUCGCCCUCUCCCAAAGUGAAGCCGAGGAAAAAGAGCGAAUGAAGCAGAAGAACUCGUACCACCCCGCGUAUCCCAAGGCGGAGCCCACCCCGGUCACCUCCUCGGCGCCCCCGGUCGGCACCCUCUACACCGCCCCCGUGAAUUCCUCUGCUCCCACUGCUGAAGAAGUCGACCCUGAGCUGGCCCGUUACCUCAACAGAACGUACUGGGAGAAGAAGCAGGAGGAGGCCCGCAAGAGUCCCACACCUUCGGCGCCAGCUCCCGCGCCACUGGCUGAGCCGGCGCCGACUGCCGGCCACCCCAUCGAAGCUCACGCGCCCAUGCAGCCCGUCGGCAUCGUGGAGCAGCAGUACCAGAACGGGGAGUCGGAGGAGAACCACGAGCAGUUCGUGAAGGCCCUGCAGAAUGCCGUCACCACCUUCCUGAACCGCAUGAAGAGCAACCACAUGCGCGGGCGCAGCAUCACCAACGAUAGCGCCGUGCUGUCUCUAUUCCAGUCCAUCAACAACAUGCACCCACAGCUCCUGGACAUCCUCAACCAGCUGGACGAGAAGCGACUAUACUACGAGGGGCUUCAAGACAAGCUGGCUCAGGUGCGGGACGCCCGGGCGGCCCUCAAUGCGCUGAGGGAUGAGCACAUGGAGAAACUGCGCCGCGCUGCUGAGGAGGCCGAGAGGCAGAGGCAGAUGCAGCUGGCGCAAAAACUGGAGAUCAUGCGGCAGAAGAAGCAGGAGUACUUGGAGAUGCAGCGGCAGCUGGCCAUCCAGCGCCUGCAGGAGCAGGAGAAGGAGCGCCAGAUGCGUCUAGAGCAGCAGAAGCACACCAUCCAGAUGAGAGCUCAGAUGCCCGCUUUCUCUCUGCCCUACGCACAGAUGCAGUCUUUGCCCCCCAACGUAGCAGGCGGGGUGGUGUACCAGCCUGGAGCUCCGCCCAGCUACCCGGGCACCUUCAGUCCAGCUAACUCAGUGGAAGGCUCCCCUAUGCACAACCUCUACAUGAACCAGGCAGGCCAGGGCGCGCCGCCGCAGUACCAGGCCGUGCCAGCUGCUGCCUCAGAUCCCAAUUUGGUGAAUGCAUACAUGUACCAGCCCGCUGCCAGCAAUGGACAGCCGGCUCCUCCUAGUCAGGCUCCGCCGGCCGGGGCUGUGCCUUACUCUAACUACCAGGCAACACCCUCGCAAGGCUACCAGAAUGUGGCGUCACAGGCGCAAAGCUUGCCCCCCAUGUCCCAGGGUGCGCCUGCCAAUGGCAUGGGCUACAUGGGCUACCCGACCUACAGCAUGCAGAACAUGAUUUCAGCGCUUCCGGGGCAGGAACCCAACAUGGCCGUCCAACAGUCGUACAUGUCCGGCCAGCAGCCUCUGUACCAACAGGUGGCUCCUCCUAGUGGCCCUCAGCAGCAGCAACAGCAGCAGUCGCCAUUGCCGCCACAGCAGCAGCACGCCCAUCCCCAGGCAGUCCCUAGUAAUGCAGAGGCACAGCUCAUCUCUUUCGACUGAACGCUGCCGCUGUUCGUGAUGAGGCGACUCGCACACUACGACUCCACCCACCCCAAACACACACACACACACACCCUUCUCUCUGUCUCACUGUCACAUCCUAGUGAUGUGAAAUAUUGUGAUGAUCUCUAGUGUGGGAGUGAGGGAGCUAACUCGCAUCUCAUGACCUCUUCCUUGUAUUUCCUCCUUCAUAAAUAGUCUCUCAGUCGCGAAAUGAAAAAGAAAAUAACUACAGGGCAAAAAAUUGGCUCGGAUGCAAACAUGCAUGUUUGUGUUUGUAUUCCAUAUUGUAGCCUGUCUGAAUACUGAGUUUGUAAUACACUGAGAGGUGUUAAAACAAGCGCGUGUCUUUAAGGAGCGGCUCGGAAUGAACGGCACAAAGUCAAGAUCGCAAGCUUAACAUUCCGCACGUUGCGUCUUUCCUCUUCGUCCUUUUUGCCAUCUACUGAAACUAACAUUGAAUCUUCUGUUUUGGCAUUUCCUUGUCCUGAAUUGUUUGCAAUAUUCCAAACGAGUUGGGAGAAGGUUCACGGUUGAAGCGCUGAGGCUGAGCAAAACCGAUCCUAAAAUACACACACGUGACAGCCCUCCCACCGUACGUGCCCGCUAAGACGCCAGGACUUCCGGGACAAGUGGAAACGCUUUUGCUCCAUUGAUGGCCGCUCACCAAUCAGCUCCCCCUGUAACUUUGUGGUCCUAUUUAACUCCAUUGAAGCCAUCUGUCUGGCUUGCAAGUAAUUUUAAAUUUAUAUUUAAUAAAAAUCUUCUUACUGUC
This is a messenger RNA of Syngnathus typhle (broad-nosed pipefish), 3276 nucleotides long. It is a transcript of the gene hgs, whose product is annotated as hepatocyte growth factor-regulated tyrosine kinase substrate. The coding region runs from base 171 to 2501 and encodes 776 amino acids. The record is from RefSeq and is a predicted model, not a curated record. Lineage: Eukaryota; Metazoa; Chordata; Actinopteri; Syngnathiformes; Syngnathidae. Gene Ontology annotation, molecular function: ubiquitin binding; metal ion binding; phosphatidylinositol binding. The transcript is spliced from 20 exons.